AUGGUCACAGACAGAGAAGAGUCGCCAACUGUUUGUCCGAUUUGCGAAAAUAUAAAAAAGGAAAUAUAAAAAAAAGUGCUGACGAAAAACCAAAGAUAUGCUGCACUCGAAACUAAUCUAUUCCGCAUAUAGGAGAUCAUUUGCGAAUAUUCUGUUGAAACCUGCUGCCAAUGGGUUAUUGUACUCCCUUCGAGCUAAGCGUUUCUUAAAUGAUCGUUCAAAACCGAAAGAUUCUACGCUACGGAAGAAUGGGUACUAUGGUUUGAUAGGAGCAGCAUCUUUCAUGGGGCUUUGUUACUACUAUACUUUGAAUGGGCGCCGAGCUUUUGCUAAGGAUCAAGAAAGUGAAAAGAUCCCUGUAGGCCCUGGAGAAUUUGAUAAUAGGUAUAAAUCGUAUAGUUUUGAGGAGGUAGCGAAACAUGAUAACAAGAAAGAUGGCAUCUGGGUGACGUACAAACGCGGUGUUUACGACAUAACGGAUUUUAUUGAUAAACAUCCUGGAGGAUCAGAGAAAAUAAGCAUGGCUGCUGGUGCGUCAAUUGAACCGUUUUGGAUCAUAUUUUCGAAUCACAAGAAACAUGAAAUCUUUGAGCUCCUGGAAUCUAUGAGGAUAGGAAAUACUUCUGAGGAAGAAGCUUUGCAAGACCUUGUAGAUGUAUAUGAUCCUUAUGCCAAGGAACCAAAGAGACACGAGGCUUUAAAAAUCAAUAACAAGCAACCUUUUAACGCUGAAACUCCUGCUCCUCUACUAAUUCAGAGUUUUCAUACAUCCACAGACCUGUUCUAUGUCAGAAAUCAUCUUCCAGUUCCUGAAAUAGAUGCAGCAAUGUACGAACUGGAAUUAGCUCGAGAGAAUGUGACAGAAAAAGUCCUCAAAUUGGAGGAUAUAAAAAAAUAUCCUAAGCAUAGCGUUGACUGCUCAAUAAUGUGUGCUGGCAACAGGAGAUCAGAAAUGACAGAGGUGAAGCCGGUGAAAGGCUUAAACUGGGGAGUAGGUGCAGUGGGAAAUGCAACUUGGUCCGGUGCCCGUCUCUGUGACAUUCUGAAUGACUUGAAUAUUCGAGAGGAAGAUUUUGAGCAUGUACAAUUCGAAGGGCUGGACUCGGAUCCUUCAAAUACUCCCUAUGGCUCGAGCAUACCUAUCAGUAAAGCAAUGGAUCCGAAAGGGGAUGUUAUCCUUGCAUAUGAAAUGAAUGGAGAGCCAUUACCCAGAGAUCACGGAUAUCCGAUCAGAGUUGUUGUUCCUGGAGUAGUUGGAGCCAGAAACGUAAAAUGGCUAGGGAGGAUUGUCAUCUCAAAACACGAGAGCGAUUCACAGUGGCAGCAGGGUGACUACAAAGGAUUCUCACCGAGUACAGAUUGGAAUAAUGUUGAUUUUUCUACAUCACCGGCAAUACAAGAACUCCCCGUUAUAUCUGCUAUUUGUGUACCGGAGCCUGGUGAUCAAGUGGUGCUUGAGAACGGGAAAAUUCAAGUAGAAGGGUAUGCGUGGUCUGGAGGUGGUCAAAAGAUCAUCAGAGUCGAUGUCACAGCCGACAAAGGAGAGUCGUGGCAAACUGCUCAAAUUCUACAACAAGAUACAGCGAAACCUGGACGCCACUGGAGCUGGACAUUAUGGCGCGCUCAAGUUCCGGUGAGAACUGGGGAGAAAGUCGUAGAGAUUUGGUCUAAGGCGGUCGACUCAUCGUACAACGUUCAACCAGAGUCAUUUAAGAAUAUUUGGAAUCUCAGAGGUGUACUGAACAAUGCCUACCAUAGAGUAAAAGUCGAACUGAAAAGUUUUUAUAUGGAAAGUAUGGAUACCUCUAUGGCUGUAUUGUGCUGGAGAUGUGUCUGGCACUUCAGACAAGUUGAUUCCGAAUGUAUCUCUCUUCUAGCUAGUGUAAAAAUGCUCAACGACUGGAAAGAUAACCUUAGAAUAUUCUACGCAAACUUGACGUGGUUUUACGUGGCGAGUAUAAUGAUUUCGUGCCUUGCCAUUGCCCUGGACAUUCAUGAAGAUGAUACGGACGACCGGGAACUAUCAACAGAGUCAACUGAACACAGCUUCCAAACGCAGUAUAAGUUAGCUAGACAAAAAUUAACAGAACAACCUCUGACGCCGGAGCAACGUUCCAAAGAAAGAGAGGCAGAGACACAACAGUUGACAGCUAUCUUAAAGCUUCUGCAACAGCAAAGCGACACCUUCCAGGUCUCUUCAAUGCAUCAACUAGAAGACCAGCUUAAACUUUACAGAAAAUUUUUCAAAAGCAAAACCAUAUCCUUGUACUAUUGCUAUUCGUCAACCAUGACGUCAGCUGAGCAGUUUAUAAGCCUCAUAACUGUGGCAAGUGCUAAAAAAUUAGCCGCAGCACUUGUGCUUUGCUUUAUUACAUAUCAUGGAAUUAUGCAUCUCAUUUACAGUAGUGACUCUUGCCGUUGGCUUUUGACGGAGGGUCGAUAUAAAGGAGACAAGGAAUGGCAACCCUAUGGGUGCAUGAUGCAUCAUUACACUCAAACGGAUAGUCGAAGGUGCCUCAGAUAUUUGGCCUUCAUGGGUCAUAGAAAUCAUUUUACAUUUUCUGGGGACUCGAGAGUGAGGCAACUGUACAAAACCUUCGUAUCUCAGUUCACGGUUGAUAGAAAAUCUUCAGACUUGGCAGAGUUACCCGAUAAUUCGGAUCUCAGCUUUAGCGAUGCUCAAUUAAGACUGAAUGUCCAGUUCCUCUGGAGACCAAGACUGGAUGAUGAUAUGAUAAAAGACUUUAAGUCUCAGAUGGAUGGUGUGGCCCCUAGUAUGAUAAUUGCGGGUUGUGCAGCAGCUGACAUUCUUGCCAACAAUGCCAGCGAAACUCAGCUCUAUUCCGAUUACAGUAAAAGGCUUGUAAGGCUGGUUCAACCUGCAGAUGCACUUGCAAAAAAAGGGAUUAGGAUGCUUUGGAUCAUGCAGGAUCCAGUGAUAACAGGGAGGCUUCCUUCGCAGCUUUCCAGUGUUGAUAACAGAAAGAUUAAUGUCUGCAACAAAGCAGCCACGGAGAUCUUGUCCCACAGUAGUGUUCAUCUUUGGGAGAGUAGUAGACUUGUCGGGGCUGGUGUCUUGGAACAAAGCCCCGAUGGAUAUCUAGCCAGCCCUCUUUCCCUCCGUCACAAGGUUCAGCUCCUACUCAAUAGCUACUGCAACGAUCACAUGAACUUUGAUGACGGAAGCUGCUGCAGUUAUCCGGAAGCUGCGACAACGCUCCAAUUACUAACGUUCUCCGUUCUUGCUCUGUGCACAGUAAUGGGUGGCAGCGCAUGGAUUUACCGGAAAAUAUCCAAACAACGUUCGGGUCAUUCGUACUCACGUGUGACUUUGCAGGAAGUAGAACGUAGCGAAGAUACAAUCGAGUGCGAUGAUCCGAAACUUGAGCAGCCCCAAGAGCAGGACUUCUACUCUUUGAUAACAUCAUUGGCUCUUCUUUCUGUGAUUUUAGCAUACUUCUAUCUCUGUGAUAGGACAAAUUUCUUCAUGAAAGAAAACAAGUACUACAGCGAGUUUAGCUUCUGGCUACCUCUAGGCUAUAUUUUAGCACUCGGCUUGUUUUUCACGGAAGAACGAGAGGGUGGUUCAAGAGCCCUAAAUAGAGAGCAGACGGACGAGUGGAGAGGAUUGAUGCAGGCUGUUGUAUUGAUAUACCACGUAACAGGGGCAAGGAAUGUCUUACCGAUUUACAUGCAUUUAAGAUUAAUCAACUCUGCUUACUUAUUUCUUUCUGGCUAUGGGCAUUUCUGUUACUUCUGGCAAAGGGGUGACGUAUCCCUAGUGAGAUUUGCAAGGGUGCUUUUCCGGCUGAACCUCCUUACCGUGUCGUUGUGUUUGUGUAUGAAUCGUCCGUACCAAUUCUACCAUUUUGUUCCCUUAGUUUCAUUCUGGUUUCUCAUCGUCUAUGUUCUUGCGUGGCUCCCACCUCGUGUACACUCAGGUAGUCUGGCUGAACACGGGCCAAGGGCGCUGCUCUAUUUAGCUCUAAAGCUCCUCGGUUUGAUGAGCGUUAUUACCGUUCUCUACAUGUCUGAGGUCUUCUUUGAGAAAGUAUUUGUCACGCGUCCGUGGAAGGCACUAUUUGUUACAACUGAUGACGACAUAAGAGAAUGGUGGUCUCGAUGGAGAGUAGACAGAUAUAGUGUGGCUUGGGGAGUUGGAUUUGGAGCAGGUUUACUUGCUCUGCAAAGGCUCGAUCACGUUCCAGGGAUUGCUUUGGCACCUCUUCUUGCGCUCGCCUCCCUGGUUGCCUAUACCAUAUUUACAAUAAUUUGUCAUUCCGCGUCCGAGUGCGAAGAAGUUCAUUCCUAUGUCGCUUUUAUACCAAUUAUUGGCUACAUCUAUCUCAGAAAUGCGACGAUAGCGCUGCGAGGAAAACACUCCGUGCUUCUCGCGGGAUUAGGCCGUAUCAGUCUAGAAGCACUCGUGGGUCAGGGACAUGUUUGGCUGGCUGCUGAUUCCCACGGAGUUCUGGUGCUCUUGCCCAGAUUCCCUGUGCUCAAUUUGCUCGUUACAUCGUUCAUCUUCAUUUGCGCGAGUCAUGAGAUUUGCAGGCUCACACACGUCCUCGCCCCCUAUGCUGUGCCGAAUGAUUGGAGGCACGUUGCUCGUAAUCUGCUACUCUUCAUUGCAGUUCUAGUACCAAUUGGGAUACACGAUGGAAUGUUCUGAUAAAUAAUUUCAAGAGUACCCUGAACCUUGUAGGAAGGAAG
Messenger RNA from Athalia rosae (coleseed sawfly), 4713 nucleotides. RefSeq lists its product as uncharacterized. The record is from RefSeq and is a predicted model, not a curated record. Bases 98 to 4672 code for a protein of 1524 amino acids. The transcript has 24 exons. Gene Ontology annotation, molecular function: molybdenum ion binding; heme binding; oxidoreductase activity. Gene Ontology annotation, cellular component: mitochondrion. NCBI's taxonomy places the organism in Eukaryota, Metazoa, Arthropoda, Insecta, Hymenoptera, Athaliidae.